Molecule: messenger RNA, 3385 nt
Organism: Dromiciops gliroides (monito del monte)
Lineage: Eukaryota; Metazoa; Chordata; Mammalia; Microbiotheria; Microbiotheriidae
Gene: TRAF5
Product: TNF receptor associated factor 5
Biological process (GO): positive regulation of canonical NF-kappaB signal transduction; regulation of apoptotic process; tumor necrosis factor-mediated signaling pathway
Cellular component (GO): plasma membrane signaling receptor complex
Molecular function (GO): tumor necrosis factor receptor binding; thioesterase binding; zinc ion binding
Source: RefSeq, a predicted model, not a curated record
CUUGGGGCGGCCAGGUCUGCACCCCAGAAGUAACUGCAUGCCGGGUCCCUAGCCUGGGUGCCCAGUACUGUCCUGAACUCCAACAGGGCACCGAAGUUUACGUGAGUCCCGGAGGCAGUUCCUGGAUCGAGGCAUUUUUCCUCUUCCAGCAUGGCAUCCUCAACCCCUGAAGAACCUGGGAGUGCCUCCAGCAACUUCCUCCCCCAGAAUUCCAGUAACUACAUAUCCUUGGACUUUGAACCCAACGUGGAGUACCAAUUUGUGGAACAAUUAGAAGAACGUUAUAAAUGUGCAUCAUGCCAUUCUGUCCUUCACAACCCACAUCAGACUGGCUGUGGACAUCGAUUCUGCGAGAACUGUAUUUUAUCCUUGAGAGAACUAAAUGCAGUGUCCAUCUGUCCUGUGGACAAGGAGAUUAUCAAACCCCAGGAGGUGUUUAAAGAUAAUUGCUGCAAACGAGAAGUCCUUAACUUACAGGUUUUUUGCAAAAAUGCUCCCCGCUGUGCUGCCAAGAUGAUACUGGGGCGAUACCAGGAUCACCUUCUACAGUGUUUUUUUCAAUCUGUGCAAUGUUCUAAUGAGUGCUGUCAGGAAAGAGUCCUUCGAAAAGAUCUGAAAGACCACUUGGGCUUACAUUGUCAGUUUCGAGAGGAAACAUGUCCAUAUUGCAAAAAGGAUAUAAUGGUAAUCAAUGUACAGAAUCACAGGAAAAAUUUGCCUGACUACCCUAUAUCUUGUCCCAAUAACUGUUUACAGAUUAUCCAAGAAUUAAGAGUUGAUGAGCAUAUUACUGUGUGUCCUGAGGUGGAACAGGAAUGCCCCUACAAUUACGGCUGUCCUGUAAAGGACAAAAGGGUAAAUCUUAAGGAACAUGAGAAUUCUGCCUUGAGAGAACACAUGCUCCUGGUUUUAGAAAAGAAUUCCAGAUUAGAAGAACAGAUUUCUGACUUGCACAAGAACUUAGAAUUAAAAGAAAGUAAAAUUCAGCAGUUAAGUGAAACUGUGAAGAAAUUUGAAAAGGAAUUUAGGCAGUUUGUACAACUGUUUGGCAAAAAUGGUAACUUGCUGGCAAGUACCCAGGUUCUUGCCAGUCACAUUGAUAAAUCUGCUUGGUUGGAAACACAAGUAAGAGAGUUAUUAGAGGUGGCUAACAGGCAGCAAAACAAAUAUGAUCUAAGACCUCUGAUGAAUACAAUUGAUACUAUAAAGCAGAAGAUCACUCUGCUGGAAACCUAUGACCAGAGAUUGGUCACUUUGGAAGGCCAAACUAACAGACAUGAUGCCCACAUUAACAUCCAUAAAGCCCAGCUGAAUAAAAAUGAAGAGCGAUUUAAAAUGUUAGAGAGCACUUGUUAUAAUGGCAAAUUGAUAUGGAAGGUGACAGACUACAAGAUGAAAAAAAGAGAGGCAACAGAAGGACGCACAGUGUCCAUAUUCAGCCAACCUUUCUACACCAGCCGCUGUGGCUACCGACUCUGUGCAAGAGCUUACUUGAAUGGGGAUGGCUCAGGGAAAGGGACACACUUAUCACUGUAUUUCGUGGUAAUGAAAGGGGAAUUCGACUCAUUGUUGCAAUGGCCUUUCAAGCAGAGGGUUACCAUGAUGCUUUUGGACCAGAGUGGAAAAAAGAACCACAUUACAGAGAUCUUCAAGGCUGACCCCAAUAGCAGCAGCUUUAAAAGGCCUGAUGGAGAGAUGAACAUUGCAUCUGGCUGUCCUCGAUUUGUGGCACAUUCCACUCUGGAGAACACCAAGAACACCUACAUCAAAGAAGAUACACUAUUUAUGAAAGUAGUUGUAGAUUUAUCUGACCUUGAGGACCUGUAAAAAGUACCCCGAUUUAUUGUGCCUAUGAUGAGAGAAGCUCUUGGGUUCACAACAGUGACAAUCAGACAACUGCCAGAGUGAGCUGUAUUUCAACCCAUUACCAGGGUGCGUUUAGGUUUUUUUCUCUUAAUAUUUAAAAGCUAUAUAAAAGUGCCAAAGUUCUAACUUGUCUUUUCUUCUCAAUAGGCAGAAUGUAUGCCCUAUUUUGAUUGUUAGAACAUUUACUCUAUUCUAUUUCAUAUUGUGAUAUAACUUCUGAUGUGCAUACCUUUCUAUCCAAUUAGAUUGUGGGUUCCUUGAGGGCAGGAACUUUUGUAUCUUUAGUACCCACAAAGGUGUGUCUUGUUAUGUUUUUGGAUGGUGUUACUCAUGAUGACGAUAUGGUAAAAAUAUGUCUCCAGACCUGACAUUGCAACUGAAGAAAUGCCUGUCAUGACAAGUUACUCUUAUUUUGGAAAUGAGUGAUUUUACUACAAGACUAAGAUACCCAACUAGGACCAGACCCUUUUGGCCAAUGUGCUAAUAAACCUGUGAUUACUUGGGCUGUUUUUAAAUGUUUAUGAAGCUCUUCAGUAAUCUGUAAGCAUAGUAGUUUAAACCUACUGGAAGUAAGGUAAAUGGAUUGAACAUUUGCCUUUUCUUCCCAGACUAGAGCAAAAAAAUGCUGAAAGGCACAACAAUAGGGUGAUAGGAAGGUAUCCAGCUAAUAUUCAGCCCCAUACAAGGAACAGGAUGUUACUACCUUUAGUUGGAGGUUAAGAAUCUAUGGGUUAGGGGCAGCUAGAUGGCGCAGUGGUUAAAGCACCGGCCCUGACUUCAGGAGUACCUGAGUUCAAAUCCGGCCUGAGACACUUGACACUUACUAGCUGUGUGACCCUGGGCAAGUCACUUAACCCCCAUUGCCUGAAAAAAAAAAAAAAAAGAAUCUAUGGGUUAGUAGGAUGAGAAACACUUUGAAACUUCCAAUAAAUUACCUGGGAGACAGGGAUACUUAUAUAUAACGAAGAAAAUAGUGAAGAUAAGGAUGGUCUGGUCAUAUGAACAAAAGCCAGGGAUAAUCAGUGGUUCACAGUUCAUGUGCCCCAUUGGUAUCAUCACAGUGUCAAGAGAAAGCCAGGGUGACCCCCAGCAUAUUGAGUGGAUUCUUGGUGGUGAACUUAGGGGCGGACAUGGACAGGAGUAUGACAGGAUAGUAAGGCUUGGAUAGAUUGUGUGCCCCAAUAGGUGAGAUCACAGAUCCAUUUGAGUAUUGUUGAAGAAAAUACAAUGAGGAAAUUCCAAAAGGGCUUUAAAAUGAAAGAUCAGUUUCAUUUGGGCACUGAAAUUGAUUUUAAAAAUAGUAUACAUAUCAAAUACUGAUUUUAAAAAGUGAUAUAUUUUUUAAGAGGACUGUGGAAUUCAAAGCGUGGUGUAACGGAUAUUAUACUUGACUUAGGGUCAGGAAAGUCUGGGUUCAGAUCCCAACUCUUAACAUUUAUUAGCUAUUCGACCAUAGGCACGUCAUUUAUUUAUUAUUUUUUUUUGGUGAGGCAAUUGGGGUUAAGUGACUUGCCCAGGG